AUGGGAGCAACUAUCCAAACGACGACACCAUGUGACGCACGCGUCAAUCUGAGCGACGCAGACGACCAGACGAUCUCUCAGUGGAUGUACUCGGACAUCAGGAUCCAAAUCAGUAUCAUCUCCCGCUCUAUUAUCCUAAUGGUUGGCGUAGUCGGUAAUGGCGCGUUUUUUAUCGUCAGCGCCCGGACCCGGAGCAUGCACACCCUGGUGAAUUUGUACCUGGUCCACCUGGCCGUUGCCGACAUGCUGGUGUUGCUUCAGCACGCAGCCGUGCCCAUUGUCGAGUACUCGGUGCUUCAGAUACAAUCGGACGGGCAUCUGUUCGGUGCGUCCGGUUGCAUGGCCAGUAUGUUCUUCAGCUACCUCGGGUACUUUACUUCUAUCACAUUGGUGUGUCUGAUGUCGACGGAGAGAUAUCUAGCGGUGUGCCACCCUCUUAAACACCAUUCUAUCAACACCAAGGGUCGUGCGUCCAAACUGAUUGCGUGUGCCUGGGCUUUGGGUGUCUUACUAAGUGCCUGUGCCAUUCCGACCAGCGCUAUCUUCACAAAGACCUGCAUCGAGUGGCCAGAUGAGGAGAAAUUCACUACAUACCCAACUUACGCAGGCCGCUGCGUCCCGACGGUCGGAUGGGCUUCGUAUGUUUUCGAUGUCAUACAGGCCGUGCCUUUCUUCUCGGCCCUUGUUUGCAACGCCGUGUUUUUCACCAAGAUCAUCCGGAACCUCCGCGGCAGACACGAGAUCGACCAGGGCCGGGGAUCGCUCCACGGACGCCGCGUGGCACACAUCACCUACCAGGUCACCAAGAUGCUGGUGGUAAACGGCGUCGUGUUCUUCAUCUGCCACGCCCCGUUCCAGUUCCUGUCUCUGUGCACCCUGGUGUCCACCUUGACAAACCUUCCCCUCUUCACAGACCCGGUCGCACAGACGAUUAUCACCACAGCUUUCCGUCUUCUCGUCUACGCCAAUUCCGCUGUCAAUCCCUUAGUUUACAAUGCCACUAACUCGCGCUACCGGAGAGCAUUUGUCCAAGUUUUUGCUUGUUCGUCUCGAGCGAGACGGCAGGCAGCGCAGUCUACCGUAGCAGGGUUAGCGUUGGCUACUAACACUGCGAAUGGUCGCUCUGUCCAGCAUCGCCUGGACGUCAUAGGCCGACAAACAAGUAACGGUAGUAUCCUGAAUGGGGCACUGGCAAGUCGGGACUCACAGCACAGUUUGAUAACAAAACUUUAG
Patiria miniata (bat star) is the source of this 1233-nucleotide messenger RNA. RefSeq names its product thyrotropin-releasing hormone receptor-like. The record is from RefSeq and is a predicted model, not a curated record. The coding region runs from base 1 to 1233 and encodes 410 amino acids. The transcript has a single exon. Gene Ontology annotation, biological process: G protein-coupled receptor signaling pathway. NCBI's taxonomy places the organism in Eukaryota, Metazoa, Echinodermata, Asteroidea, Valvatida, Asterinidae. Gene Ontology annotation, cellular component: plasma membrane. Gene Ontology annotation, molecular function: G protein-coupled receptor activity.